UCGCCCCAUCAUUUUCGUACAGAACUUAAUAUUUUUCUGGUAUUACGAGUGACUGUCAUGGACAGGUGUAAAUUUCACCGACCAGUAGCCUAACUGUAUUUCUAGUUUCUGCAAGCAAGUCUGACCCCUGGAGUGUCAUCAUAGGAAGCUACUUUAAAGUCAGCUAACUUGCAUCCUCAGUAGUGCGGCGUUAAUAUGGAGCCAAACGAUAUGAUGGCGCAAAGGGAUGACUCGAGGAAUCAGGAUGAGGCGCCCAACAGCCUUGCCCUUGCUAGUAACUUCCAUCAGAAUGCUAUGGAAGAUGUAACUGAAUCAGAAGAUUUGAUUACACAGAGGGAGAAGAUUCAACAACAAAUUUUAGCACUUGAAAAAUAUUUUGACGCAGACGGCCAGUCAGACAUGUCAUCAUGCAGUUCCGAAGAUGGCGAAUCAGAACAUGGUGAUGAUGAUGCGUUGGAUAAUGAAAGUGGCCUUGAUGCAAAACAUUUGAAGAUUCAGUUAGAGAUAAGAGCACUGGAGGAAAAGCUGGGCCUGGGUGUUGAGGAUCUUCUAAGUGAUAAUGCGGGCAGCUCUGAAAUGGCAAUGAGUGAUGAAGACAGCGAUGAGGAGGAUUUUGAACUACCCUUGAAUGCAGAAACCUGCUUGGAAAUGAACCUGGUAUAUCAGGAAGUGUUGAAAGAGAAGUUGUUAGAACUUGAACGACUUUUGCAGGAUAACAAUCAACAGCAGAGGGAGCUUGAGAGUCAAAUGCAUGGCUCUGCGCCUUCAAAUUCACGGAUGCCAUCAAAUAAUUUAUUCAUUGGAAACUUCAUGAAAUCCUACUUCAAGGACAAGGUCACUGGUCUGGGACCACCUGCAAAUCCUGAAACUAAAGAGAAAAUGCUUUCAGGAACAAAGCCUUGUGAUGAGAAAAUGAUCAAACGAUGGGAGGGAUGGCAGAAGUCUUUAUUAAUCAGUGCAGUCGUCCAAGACACGAUGAAGCGACUGAUUCAGCCCAAACUGUCCAAAAUGGAGUACUUACGAGACAAAGCCUCGAAAGCUGAAGGACCGGAGAAGGCAGUGCUACAACAGCAAAUUCAAGACCUAGAUGUGGGAAUUGCAAAAAUAAGAGCAUUAAGUGAAGAGGACCUGAUGGGAGAACGUAAUGAUGACCAUGACUGGGAGAAAAUAUCAAAUAUUGAUUUUGAAGGCAAGCGAGACGCUGGCGACUUGAAACAGUUCUGGCAGAACUAUUGGCACCCCUCUGUAAACAAGUCCUCGUGGAAGUCAGACGAGAUUGAGAAACUCAAGUCCAUUGUGGAGGAGAACCAAGGUCACAACUGGGAGGAGAUUGCCGAGAAGAUGGAGACCAACAGAACAGCCUUCAUGUGCCUUCAGACACAUCAACGCUAUAUCUACAAAGACUUUAAGAAAAGAGCAUGGAGCAAAGAGGAGGACGCUCAACUCAGAGAAUUGGUGCAGAAGUAUCGCAUUGGAAAUUUCAUUCCAUACACACAGAUAUCCUAUUUCCUGAAUGGGAGGGAUGCUAGCCAGGUGAUCUAUCGUUGGGGACAAGUUCUUGAUCCUAGCAUCAAAAAAGGUCCCUGGUCUAAACACGAGGAUGAGUUGUUGUUGAAAGCAGUAGAGAAGCAUGGCGUCCCGAAUUGGUGGAGAAUCAGAUAUGAUGUACCAGGCCGGACGGACGGACAAGUUCGAGACAGAUAUUUGGACUGCCUCUCUGAUAAUGUGAAGAAAGGCCCUUGGACUAAAGAGGAAGUGAACAUGCUGAUACGAGCAGUGCACAAACAUGGAGUUGGGAAAUGGGCUAAGAUUGCAUCUGAGAUUCCAUAUCGCGUUGACAGUCAGUGCCUACAAAAAUGGAGAUUAAUAGGCAAUCGCCAAAUACCAAGGAGGAGCAUUUCAAACUCCUCCGUUUCCCCGUACAUGGACCCAAAGGUCGUUCUGACUAAGCAGGUAAGGAAAAGGAGGAAGAAAUUCCGGAAAAGUGUUAGAAUGAAAGACGAUGACAUCAGCCCAGAUGAGGAAGAGAUCCAGUACGUUGAAAGCGAUGAGGAAAAAGACGCUGAUCAGGAAGCUGAAUCUUCUGACUCUGAGGAAGAGCCACCUCCUCCAAAGCCCAAAUAUGUCCACCUUCCCUUGUCUGAGUGGAUGCCUAGACAGACAGACAAAACCAAUCAGACGACAGGAACAUUACGGAUUUUUUUGGUGAAAUCCCCUAAUGUUGUGCAUCCGGUCCAAAGUGGUGGCCAAAGUGUUAAACUUGGCGGCCCAUUACCUGCAUUUUACACCAUGUUGGACCGAAGUGGUCAACCGGUCAACCGCGUAAAAGCAGAGCAGUACGAGGCACCAAAGACACGGACUUUUGAUGAAGAACUGAUCCUAGUUCCACAACUAGAUAUAAAAGACCUUUAUCGCUUGGCGGAAGCCAGCAUUCUCAAAAUGAGGGACAAAUUGAGGGAAAACACCGGCAAUGAAAGCAGAGAGAUGUCCAAACUAGGCCACUGUGGGGCCUCAGAUAGUGGCCCCAGUGAGGGUCCUGGAAAGGGUCCUGGUAAGGGUCCCGGUAAGGGUCCUGGAAAGGCUGCUGGUAAGGGUCCCGGUGAGGGUCCUGGAAAGGCUGCUAGUAAGGGUCCCGGUAAGGGUCCUGGAAAGGCUGCUGGUAAGGGUCCCGGUAAGGGUCCUGGAAAGGCUGCUGGUGUCCCGGCGUUGCUGGGACGAGGUGAAGUGAAACCACUCUGCAGUCAGCAGCAACUCAGGGGAGCCAUGGCGUCAUGGAUGGGCAGUUUACUCAUACCGCUGCCAAGGCCUGAGAGACGAGAACUGGAAGCGGAUGUUCUAAGAAAGCGGGCAGCUGAAGUUGAGCUGUCGAGUACCACAGUCUUCUGGUUGCUCUUGAAGAUUUUUCAUAUUGAUACAGUGGGUUGCAAGAAGGUGAUUUCAGCUCGCAAGAGUCCAAGUCUUACUGAAUCCCAUCCUAGCCCAGCUCGGCCGACAGUUAGGAUGCUCAAGGAACAGAAGAAGCAGGGUGAAAAGGCAGCUUCAUCUGCAGCUCGGCCGACAAUUAGGAUGCUCAAGGAACAGAAGAAGCAGGGUGGAAAGGCAGCUUCAGAGUCCUCGCAGGUCAGUCACAUCCAGCUACCGCAGGUGGUGUUCCAGCUACAGCAGCCUCUGCAGGUCCCGCAUUCUCCGUCAAAGGCCGCUCAAGCGGUCCAAGUGGCACAGCCUCCGACUGCUCAGCAGUCACAGCCCUGUAAGACACAGCAAACACAGUCUCACCUGAGCGUCCCGCAGAUGCCUCAGUUCUUCCUUGCGCAGCCUGUGGUUGCCAUUCCUGUCAAGCCCCCCGAGUCCACACCGGGCACACCGAGCACGGCUGUUUCCAAACCUGAAGGCACCGCCGGGCCAUCGAAGCGCUCAAGGAAACCUACUGCUAAAGCCAAGGAGCUAAUGGAAGAGGCCGCUUCCAAAGCCAAAAACAGUCCCCGACGUAAGAGACCGCGCAUGGACGACGGUCCCGUCCAACAAGCGUCUCCGGUCGCCUGGAUUAUUGCUCCCUCUGCACAGGUGCCUGUGAGCACCCAAGACCCAAGUAAGCUGGUCGGCAACAGCAAGCCGACACCCAGCCCUUCUACGGGUACGGGUAACAUCACCCAAGCAAACAUUCCCGUAAACAUGCCUUGUAUCCCCGCAGGGGCCAUUGUCUUCAGUUUGUCCAAUGUCCCUGCUCCUGUCAUGAUGCCAGCUGGUACCAUGCCCAACUUGGUCAGGGCCAGUACGCCCGGCACCCCAGCGACCACUUCUUCACCCAGCGCCAAAGGUAAAUGCUCAACAGCAUCCCCAGCCUUAACGUACUUCACCACCCCCCCUCUUACCACAUCGCAAGCAUUACCGUCAGCUCCUGGAACACCAGCACCGAGGCCCCCUCUGCUGAAAACAAACCCCCUCUUGGCCUCCUCGUCGACUGCACCUGGUCAGAGUCCGGCAGGCCUCCGACCGGUCGCCCCUGUGGUCGCCCCUGUGGUCGCCCCUGUGGUCGCCCCUGUGGUCGCAGUGCCUCAGCAUUUCGUUAAGUUGCUAGCAGCACCCGUUCAAAAACAAACUCCACUCCUGCCAGACUCUGGGAAUUAUUACGAUCAAAAUCUGAUGUUCAUGGAGGACUUUAACAACGUGCAGAGCUGGUUGAAGGGGAGGAGUGGUGCAGUCUCUCAGUUGGACCACCCUCAGCCAUACAUCCCGCCCUUUAUAAGCAGCAUCAAAACUCUGCAGAGUCUCCUGAAGGCAAGGACAUCGUUGCAGCAACAUUCUCUAAAGGUCCUACCUGACCAUCUCAGAGAGACAACUACUGAUGGACAGUCUGAGGAGCAGCUGGUGGCUGUGAGGAGAUUAGUAAAGGAGAAGUUUGACUCCAAUCCAGCUUAUGUGUCUCUGAAGGCUCGUUUCCUGUCCUGCUUUGCUGUGCCAGCCCUCUUGGCCACCAUUGAUCCUGCCAAGGCGCCCCCACCCACAUUUGAUUACCUGGAAGAUGGAAAAUAAUGAUGAUGAUUCAUUUGAACGCAAGGAGGGGAAAGCACUUUAUGAUUGUUUAAAAUAAUAGAUUUUGUUUUAAACAUUUUUGUUUGUCUGUUUGUUUGUUUUUUUACAUUUACUGUUUUGCUAUUAAAUUGGACACCCCCUGUUUAGCACCUGUUCUCACAUCACCUUUACUCUUGAACGUUCAAGAAUGGGUUUUAACUGUGAGUGGGAAUGGGGUAUUUGAAAGUAGUGACGUAAUAGUGUUACUUGGAGAUGAAAAUAGUAUUUAAGGCUUUAAGACCAUGAUUACUAAUUCAUGAGCCAUGCCCUUUUGUUUAGUCCAAGAUGUAAAAUGGCAGUGGGUUUGCUCAGCCUCAGUUCAUAGGAAUAUCAACAGAUUUUUGCCUUGACUGUUGCUCAGUGGUGUGCAGUUAUGGGAAAAGUUAUAGGAAAUCGGUCCGUCCGAAACUAGAGCACAGUUAAGGAAUUCUUAGAUGAGCCAUUCUUCUUGGAUUGUACAAUGACCAAAUUAGCAUUCGUUGGGCAUUUUGUUUUCCGUUUGGAUGUUUGGUUUAUUUAUGGUUGAUCGAUCUACCAACGUGUGCUUCAAAACAAAUGUAGAUUCUUGUACGAUAGCAAUACUUUACUUUUGGUAUUUUGCUGUUUGCAUAUUUUAGUUCACAAUGUUUUUACAUUCAGUGUCAAACAUGUUCAUGUGUUGUAUUUAUUUAUGUUGGCAUGCUGUCUAUCUUUCAAGAGACAGUUUGCUCAUGUACAGCUGUUGUGCUUAAGCAUACUUUGUAAAAAUGUCAAUAAAUCAGUAAAUGGUUCU
Sardina pilchardus (European sardine) is the source of this 5344-nucleotide messenger RNA. RefSeq names its product small nuclear RNA activating complex, polypeptide 4 (gene snapc4). Gene Ontology annotation, cellular component: snRNA-activating protein complex. The transcript is spliced from 25 exons. Bases 196 to 4533 code for a protein of 1445 amino acids. The record is from RefSeq and is a predicted model, not a curated record. NCBI's taxonomy places the organism in Eukaryota, Metazoa, Chordata, Actinopteri, Clupeiformes, Clupeidae. Gene Ontology annotation, molecular function: RNA polymerase II cis-regulatory region sequence-specific DNA binding; RNA polymerase III type 3 promoter sequence-specific DNA binding. Gene Ontology annotation, biological process: snRNA transcription by RNA polymerase II; snRNA transcription by RNA polymerase III.